AUGCUUCCCCCUGCCUGUCAGGUGACCGACUUCCCCCUCCUCUGCGAGAGGUUCACCACAAGCAAGCUCCGGCAUUUCGAAGACCUGCGUUCGAUUGCCUCCUUCGGAUUUCGCGGCGAGGCCCUGGCCAGCAUCACCCACGUGGCCCGUGUCUCCAUCACCAGCAAAACCCGCGACAGUCCCUGCGCCUACAAAGCCCGCUUCCAGGACGGAAAAUUAGUUCCCGGGGUGGGAGUCGGGGGCAACGCCAAGCCGCAGCCCUGUGCGGGCACGAAUGGGACGACGAUCACGGCGGAGGACCUCUUUUACAAUAUGCAGACCCGCCGACAGGCUCUGAAGAACCCGAACGACCUCUAUCGUGCCGUCCUGGACGUGGUCACGCGCUACGCCGUUCACUUUGGGAAAGACGGCAUCUCUUUCACUUGCAGAAAGCAAGGCCAAGCCCGGCCAGACCUUUAUACGCCACAGAGAGGCGCCUCCGUGCUCGGUGCCAUCAAGGUGGCCUUCGGUCAGGUGUUGGGGCGUGAGUUGCUGGAACUCAAUGUCUCGUCGGAGGAAAGGAGGGAAGGCGGGAGAGAGGGGGCAAGCGGUGCGCCCACGUCGCCCAGCAAAGAUGAAGAGAGGGCGGUGGAAAGCGGGAGAGAGCGCAUGGAAGAAGGGAGGGGGAACGCAGGAGUGCGAUCGGCUCAAGGGGAGGAGGGCUUAUCCUUCAAGGCUCACGGCUACGUCUCCAACGCGAAUUUCAACAUGAAGAAAGGCGUCUUUAUGCUCUUCAUUAACAACCGGAUGGUGGAGUCCACAGCCAUCAAGCGAAUAAUGGAGAGCGUCUACGCCCCGAUCCUACCCACCCACACCCACCCCUUCCUCUACCUCGCCCUCGACCUCCCUCCAGCUCAUGUCGACGUGAACGUCCACCCGACGAAACGAGAGGUUCAUUUCUUGCACGAGGACGAGCUGCUUUCGAAGCUCGCGGCGGGCCUCGAGGCAUUGCUGAGAGGCGCGAAUACUUCGAGAACCUUCUACGGGAAAAGCCUUGCCCAUGGGCUCGCCCCGCCGACGGACUUGACUCAGGUGAUUGGAGCACCAGGUCCUCCCACCCUAGAACAAGGAGAUGACCGCUCGACAAUGAUUGAGGACAAGGACAUCGAGGGAAGAGACGGAGAAGGAGCAGUACAAGCCAAGAGGAAGGAGAGGCAGGCGCUUUUGCCGUAUAAGAUGAUACGCACGGACGCUAGCAUGCGUAACCUCCGCUCUUUCCUCUACACUCCCGAGGCCGACGACUACCAUUCGCAGCAGCAAUCUCAGCCGUCUCCCCAGGAUGAAAAUCCAGACAGCCAGGACGCUGCACAGCUUUCAUCUCCCCUGGCUGCAGAGGUAGACUCCAGGAAUCACGACAAGCAGGAGGGAGACAGCGGCACGGAAAAGAAGGAGGAGGUGCCCGACGUUCGGGACGAUGGAGCCGUCCCUUUGGUGGUCGCGUCGUCGUCCACUGCGACA
Messenger RNA from Nannochloropsis gaditana CCMP526, 1497 nucleotides. RefSeq names its product DNA mismatch repair protein MLH1 (gene MLH1). Gene Ontology annotation, biological process: mismatch repair. The annotation marks the transcript as partial. The record is from RefSeq and is a predicted model, not a curated record. Gene Ontology annotation, molecular function: ATP binding; ATP-dependent DNA damage sensor activity; mismatched DNA binding. Gene Ontology annotation, cellular component: MutLalpha complex. The transcript has 6 exons.